UGUGUCAAGGUCCAAGGAGUGAAGAAAAGUGGCUUGAUUUAUGCCCUGAAGAAGUUGGAGGUACAGAUCUACCCAAGGGUUCAGAAAGAGGCAGCAUGGCAGUGAUUGCUGGCUUUGCUGGGGGUCACCAAUGAUGGCACAUUUAUAUUGUUGAAGGCCUUAUCCCCUAGCAGAAGUUUUGUUCACAUUUACUGUCUGCUUACCAGAUCUCAAAAUUAUUUAAAAGAGCAACAAAUCAGCUAAGACAGCCUGCAAGGUGAAGAUGAGGCUGGGCUACCCUGCUGUUGUUCCCUCUGGGAAGGCACAAGAACCAUGCUGGCAAGGGUGUGUGCUGGGAGCUCUGCACCAACAUAGGCCAUGCAGUGUGUGCUUCAUGCUCUGUUUCCAGAACUGCCAGCUCGGUGUCUUUCACCUGCACUGGCUCCCUGGGAGGAAAGAACCAAAGGAGAGUUGGUGGAAAACCAAAGGAGAGUCUGUCUACACAGAGACUGGCUGCUGUAGGAACCACCCCAUCCUGCUAUGAGUGUUGGCAGAGAAGAGGGAGAGGUUUGUGUCCUCUCCCACCUUUUAGCCAGAAGGAAUGCAUGUGCUUGGGAGCUUCUUCAUGCUCUCCUGCCAUGCUGAUGGAUUUCAUGACACGACUUUUAGCACCUGAGGAUAGGUGUGAAAAGGGAAGAGGUAGAGAAGUAGGAGGUGGAGGUGGUGCGAGUUAAUACAAGACCCAGUGGGAAGCAGCAGCAGGCAGUAUUAUUUCUGUGGUUUGAGCCAAAACUUUCUCUCUCUCUCUCACACACACACACUCAUUAAAUUACAACUAAUGCAAGUAGCAUUGUGAAGGAGGAAUUUGGGAACUGUCAUUCAUCAUCCAAUAGUUUGUAACAAAUGUGCUGCUCAGUGCCAUAGCCCAUAGCCUCACUGAGAAGUAAUUCACUUGGUAUUUGCAGGCAUGACAUGCAUGCCAUAAGAAUUCCACUGUUGUAUUAUGCCAGCAUUAGUGAGAGGAUAUGAAAAUAAAUGAUGAGCUAUUGUUUUUCAUUAUUAAGUCCAGGCUUUUUGCUCAUCUUGCUUUUUUCCUCCCUCCAUCUGUGAAAGGAGGAGCCUCUCUGUUCUUUUCACUUUCGGAUCAGGCAGGUUGUGCUCUCACUCAUCACAGAUCCCCCAUCUUCCUUCCAGACCAGCACCCUUUUGCUGCUCCCUCCAGCUGUCUCCUGGGUUUGGAGAUCAGCUGCAGCAGUCCUUUAAAUUGCUGUAGGGUAUUACCACAGAAUGAUAUGGCAUCAGAGGGGAUCUCAGUAUUUUGUUAUGGGUCUACAGAACUGUUUUGCCCUCACCAUUCCUCAAGGGGACCAAGCCCUGCUCUUCAUUGUUGCACUGGAAGGUUCAGACUUGAGUAGUGGGUCAGGAGUUGGUACUUUCAGGUCAUCCACAAGCCUUAAGUAACUCUUCUAUUAUUAAAAAAGAGGGAGAACUCUUGAGGCAGCUGUCAAUCUGAAUGAGAGCAGGAACAGAGCUGAGCAGCCUCUGUCAGGGACUGCUGGCAGUGGCCAGCACUUUAAAGAAGUCCACAAGGCAGAACAAGAGAAAUCUGUGACCCACAGUUGUGAGAGGCAUCCCUGUCCAUUCCUGUGGGCUUUCCUGUGUUUCCUCCAGAGUUCUGUAAGUGCAAAUGACUUAAACAUUACAGGGGAGUGAGACAGUUAAGUGUAAUUUAUCCCUGUUUUCUAGUGGGGUUGACUAAAGAAGAAAUCAUAGCAGUUUCAGAGAUGACCCCUGUUUCUGGAGUCAUCAAUUCAUGGGGCUUUUUUAAGCUGUCACAUAAACACCCACCUGCGCAAAAUAAAAGACUUCUUUGGAAAACUGGGCUUAAAUAUCCCCAUGAAAUCCUUAAACUGAGUCAGUACCAGCACUAUAUAGGACUCCUGUGCUCGUAAUCUUAUUCUUAAACAACUAACCCAGGCAGUCUUUCAUGUCAGUGAGUUGCUGCUCACUCCAGUGGCCCCAGCCCACAUUGGCUGUUCAGCAGAAAGCCUGGCUGAGCUGAAGGCAGAUGGCAGGGUAAGAGCUUGUGCUGAUCCUACUGCUAUUAACUCUACCACUCCUCUGCACAGCAAGCUGCUCCCUUUGAACAUCAGCAGAACCGAUUUUAAAAGCCCUGCGGCCCAGCCAUGUGUGACAGAAUAGCUCAUUUUGUCAGGGAAAAAGAUACCUUAGUAAACUUUUGAGUGGAAGCUGUCAGGGGUAACCUCAAGAUGCUGGAAGAAGCAGCCAUAGGCUCUGGGAAAGAGCAGCAGCCAGCUGCAGGUGUCAUGUUCCCACCUGAGAGGGGACAUGUGAAAACAGAUGCUUUUUUCCUCCGUCCUCUUUAUUCAUGCUCUCACAGCAGCAGCGUCAACACAGGAGCGUUCUGUGACGUCGCUUUGCACGUAGUCGUGGUUAUGAAAUCCAAAGCUGCUGGGUCACUGUACUUGUCCUACCCCAUGCUGUGCUGCCAGCACACCCUGGCACACAGCAACUGGCCAAGUGUAGCCAUGACCAGUGGUUCUCCCAAAAUAUCUCAGGCCAAGUGGCUCCCUGCCCCGCUGUCUGCACUCACUGACACGCGCAAGCACACACGCCUUUAACACCCACAGCGUGUGUGGCUCUCAGCAGGUCACUUCAGGGCAGUGGCAGAGUCCCACGUCUUGGAAACAGGGAGGAUGUGUUCCUCUGCCCAAGCUCCUCCACACAAUCCUCUCACAGCCCUUGCAGUGAUUUAAGUCCUUUCCACUGGGAAAAGAUCACUGCAUUUGAUUCUUGAAUUUUGCAAUAUGCAUAAGUGGUGUGGUGGUGACACUGGGCUUGAAGCCAUCAACUCAUAUUUACUUGUGAUCUAAGACAGUGAUUUCUGUUCAGACCUCAAAGGGCAAGUUGCUGUGUGAUUUAAAGUCAUGCUACCAGCAGAAGCAUAUGACCUCAUGGUAUGAAAAAGCAGGAGGAGAUUAGCAAAGAAGUUUCUGAGGUACACAAAUGUCCAUGGGAAAAAAUAAAAGAAACACAUUAACAGGAGAGUCAGUCUGUCUGUGUAAGAGAAGGCUGGGGAAAUGACUAAUAUGUGCAAUUUGAUUCAGAUGUUCCCUCUUUGAUUCAGAUGUUCCCUCUUUGAUUCAGGCCCCCUCCUUUGCUUUCCCUACCCCUUACCUCGCCUUGGAUUUUUCUGCCUUUUAGAAGAGAACGAGCGAGGGAGAGUGGAAGGACUCAGUGAGGAAGGAGUUAAGGGAAUGCUCACUGGGGAUUAUAAAACAGCCAGGCACUUGGAAACAGUUAAGAAGAGAGAAACAGAUCUGCCAGGAGGGAGUGUGGCACUGGAGCCGGUGGUUUAUUUUCAUGCCUCUCUACACAGCAAUGCAGAAGUCUCUCCUACCAUGGGGACGGAGGUAUGGCCUCGCAUGUGCAAGUUUUCUCUCCUCAUACCCUUCAGUCAAGUGCCUUCUGUAGCGUGAAGAAACUGAAAGUGGAGCCGAGUUCGAACUGGGAUAUGACUGGGUACGGCACACACAGCAAAGUCUACAACCAGGGCAAGAACGUGCAGUCCUCCCAAGCAGCCGCCGCAGCAGCCGUCAACGCCUCCCUCCAGAUCCCCAAUCCAAGCAUCCCUUACGAGCAGACCAUCAUCUUUCCAGCAAGCACGGGGCACAUCGUGGUUACAUCUGCCAACAGCACUUCUGGUGUGGUUGCAGUGUCUGGGCAAACACUGGGCGGGCCACACAACCUGAUGCGUCGCAGCACUGUGAGCCUUCUGGACACCUACCAAAAAUGUGGACUUAAGCGCAAGAGUGAGGAGAUUGAGAACACAAGCAGCGUGCAGAUUAUCGAGGAGCAUCCACCAAUGAUUCAGAACAAUGCCAGUGGGGCCACUGUAGCCACCGCCACCACCUCCACGGCCACUUCCAAAAACAGUGGCUCCAACAGUGAAGGGGAUUACCAGCUGGUGCAACAUGAGGUGCUCUGUUCCAUGACCAACACGUACGAAGUUUUAGAGUUUCUUGGCCGUGGAACCUUCGGACAAGUAGUCAAAUGCUGGAAACGUGGCACUAAUGAGAUUGUGGCUAUCAAGAUCCUAAAAAACCACCCUUCUUAUGCCCGGCAAGGCCAGAUUGAAGUGAGCAUCCUGGCUCGGUUGAGCACGGAAAGCGCGGAUGACUACAACUUUGUCCGUGCUUAUGAAUGCUUUCAGCACAAGAAUCACACAUGCUUGGUAUUUGAAAUGUUAGAGCAGAACCUCUAUGAUUUCUUAAAACAAAAUAAAUUCAGUCCAUUGCCCCUUAAGUACAUUCGACCGAUUCUCCAGCAGGUAGCAACUGCCCUAAUGAAGCUGAAAAGCCUGGGACUGAUUCAUGCUGACCUCAAACCAGAAAACAUCAUGCUGGUAGACCCAUCCCGACAGCCAUAUAGGGUCAAGGUCAUAGACUUUGGUUCAGCUAGCCAUGUGUCUAAGGCUGUGUGUUCUACUUACCUUCAAUCCAGAUACUACAGAGCCCCUGAAAUCAUCCUCGGUUUACCCUUUUGUGAAGCAAUCGAUAUGUGGUCAUUGGGAUGUGUCAUUGCAGAGCUGUUCUUGGGCUGGCCCUUGUACCCAGGAGCUUCAGAGUAUGAUCAGAUUCGCUACAUUUCACAGACGCAGGGCUUACCAGCAGAGUAUUUGUUAAGUGCAGGGACAAAGACAACGAGGUUUUUCAACAGGGAUACAGACUCACCAUAUCCCUUGUGGAGGCUGAAGACACCAGAUGAUCAUGAGGCAGAGACGGGGAUUAAGUCAAAGGAAGCAAGAAAGUAUAUUUUCAACUGUUUGGAUGAUAUGGCACAGGUAAACAUGACGACGGAUUUGGAAGGAAGCGAUAUGUUGGUGGAAAAGGCAGACCGGAGGGAGUUCAUAGAUCUGUUAAAGAAGAUGUUGACGAUAGACGCGGAUAAGAGGAUAACACCCAUUGAAACUCUGAGCCACCCUUUUGUCACCAUGACACACUUGCUCGACUUCCCUCACAGCACACAUGUCAAGUCCUGCUUCCAGAACAUGGAGAUUUGCAAGCGGCGGGUGAAUAUGUACGACACGGUGAACCAGAGCAAGACACCAUUCAUCACCCACGUAGCCCCAAGUACAUCGACCAACCUGACCAUGACUUUUAACAACCAGCUCAACACAGUCCACAACCAGACCACCAACCUGGCUCCCACCUCCUCCAGUGCCACUAUUUCCUUAGCCAACCCCGAGGUCUCCAUACUAAAUUACCAAUCUGCACUCUACCAGCCCUCAGCGGCGUCCAUGGCUGCGGUGGCCCAGCGGAGCAUGCCCCUGCAGACGGGAACAGCGCAGAUCUGUGCCCGGCCAGACCCCUUACAGCAAGCCCUCAUCGUCUGCCCACCAGGCUUCCAAGGGUUACAAGCCUCGCCUUCGAAGCACGCUGGGUACUCGGUUCGGAUGGAGAACGCCGUUCCCAUUGUCACUCAGGCUCCUGGGGCCCAGCCUCUUCAGAUCCAGCCAGGACUUCUUGCACAGCAAGCAUGGCCCAGUGGCACUCAGCAGAUCCUGCUGCCUCCCGCCUGGCAGCAGCUGACUGGGGUGGCCACCCACACUUCUGUCCAGCACGCGACCGUCAUCCCGGAGUCCAUGGCAGGCACCCAGCCGCUGGCAGACUGGAGGAACACGCACGCCCACGGCAGCCACUACAACCCCAUCAUGCAGCAGCCCACGCUGCUGGCCAGCCACGUGGCCCUGCCCGCCGCCCAGCCCGUCAACGUGGGCGUCGCUCACGUCAUGCGCCAGCCACCUGCUGCUGCCUCCGCCAGGAAGAGCAAGCAACACCAGUCGGCUCCACGCAACGCAUCCACCUAUGAAGUUUCAUCCUCCCAGUCCAUCAGCUCGCCCCAGCGGUCGAAACGAGUGAAGGAGAACACCCCUCCCCGCUGUGCCAUGGUGCACAACAGCCCUGCCUGCAGCACCUCGGUCACCUGCGGCUGGGGUGACGUGGCCAGCAGCAGCACGCGGGAGCGGCAGCGGCAGACCAUCGUCAUCCCCGACACCCCCAGCCCCGCCGUCAGCGUCAUCACCAUCAGCAGCGACACGGACGAAGAGGAAGAGCAGAAGCAUGCACCCACCAGCACCUUGUCCAAGCAAAGGAAGAAUGUCAUCAGCUGUGUCACCGUGCAUGACUCCCCCUACUCCGAUUCCUCCAGCAACAACAGCCCUUACACCGUGCAACAUCGCACAGGGCAGAAUAAUGGGAACAGCUACGACACCAAAGGGGUUCCAGAGACUCACUGCAGUGGGAACCCCCGAACGAUCAUCGUGCCACCACUGAAAACCCAGGCCAGUGAGGUGUUGGUAGAGUGCGAUAGCCUGGCACCAGUCACCACCAGUCACCACUCAUCCUCCUACAAGUCCAAGUCCUCCAGCACCGUGACCUCCACCAGCGGUCACUCUUCAGGGAGCUCGUCUGGAGCCGUUGCCUAUAGGCAGCAGCGACCAGGAGCACAUUUCCAGCAGCAGCAGCCUCUAAAUCUAAGUCAGGGCCAGCAGCACAUCUCGACUGACCGUACAGGGAGUCACCGGAGACAGCAAGCCUACAUCACUCCAACGAUAGCUCAGGCCCCGUACUCCUUCCCGCACAACAGCCCCAGCCAUGGUACGGUUCAUCCCCACCUGGCCGCGGCUGCGGCUGCUCACCUGCCCACCCAGCCCCACCUGUACACAUACACCGCCCCCGCCGCCCUGGGCUCCACGGGCACCGUCGCGCACCUGGUGGCCUCGCAAGGCUCCGCCCGGCACGCGGUGCAGCACACCACCUACCCCGCCAGCAUCGUCCACCAGGUCCCUGUCAGCAUGGGCCCGCGCGUCCUGCCCUCGCCCACCAUCCACCCGAGUCAGUACCAGGCUCAGUUUGCCCAUCAGACCUAUAUCAGUGCUUCUCCAGCCUCCACAGUCUACACUGGAUACCCACUGAGCCCCACCAAGGUCAACCAGUACCCUUACAUCUAAACACUGGAAUAAAGAGCGGGAGACGCACCCAGCCCGGGGGGAGUGAGGCAGCCACUUUUGUAUUGAAGAACAUGACAAACUAACAAUGCAAUGGGAGGCUCGUGUGAAACUUGAACGAAGGAGACUUUAGGAAGAAAAGAAAAAGAGGAAAGAAGGGGGAAAACCAAUUCUACAAUUUUUAUUUAAAAAAAAAGAAAAUGGAAAAAAAGAACAGAAAAAAAAUAAACCACAAAAAAACCAACCAUUCUGCACCAAACUAGAGAGAAAGAGAGAAGGAGAAGGACCCUCCAGUGGGUCCUGUCUUUUGAAGAUCUUCACCAACAGACUUUUAAAGGUUAUUUUCAUCCAAAUAGUGAGCUAUAUUUAGAAAUUUGUUGUCCAGAACACCUAAAAUGAAAUCCAUUAGGUUUUUAAUCCUGUAGGUAUGUGGAUUAGGGAUUUAUCCAGCAUUUCAAAGGAUUUAUACAGCAGUUUUUGUAUCCCAGGAUAUACAUAGGUUGGGGGGAUUUUUAACAGAAAAAGAAAGUGGGUAAGGGACACUGAGGGUGGAGGACAAAACGUUGUCCCAGUGCUCUGAAUUUGGGCCUAACACUGCUAAACUUAAACACACCUGGGCAAAACAGGCCAUGCAGCACUGGUUGAGAGCAGAAGCAAUGGGGAUGUUUCUUCCUCUUCUUGAACACACUGGAUAAAUCCCUGAGAAAUGCUAUUCCUAAACAAGAUCUCUAAAAAUGUA
This is a messenger RNA of Lonchura striata (white-rumped munia), 7748 nucleotides long. It is a transcript of the gene HIPK2, whose product is annotated as homeodomain interacting protein kinase 2. Gene Ontology annotation, molecular function: protein tyrosine kinase activity; protein serine/threonine kinase activity; transcription corepressor activity. Gene Ontology annotation, cellular component: nucleus; PML body; cytoplasm. The record is from RefSeq and is a predicted model, not a curated record. Gene Ontology annotation, biological process: smoothened signaling pathway; positive regulation of transcription by RNA polymerase II; intrinsic apoptotic signaling pathway in response to DNA damage by p53 class mediator. Lineage: Eukaryota; Metazoa; Chordata; Aves; Passeriformes; Estrildidae.